GUGCAAACGGGCACAUAAAGUCACAAUUUCACACGCUACCCCAAAUUUACACCGUCAAAUCAAAUCAAAUCAAAUCCCCAAUUUUACUCUCACUCUCGCACGAGUUCAGUCUCUGAAUCGCACUCAGUGACUCUCGGUGUACAACAAUGGCGACCAACAGCAACAGUGACAUCUUAAUGCUAGAAGCUCCGCCACCGCAAGGUCCAGCAUGGCCAGGACCUUUAACCAACGCCGAAACCAUCGACGCGUUGCCGUACAUCGACGACGACUACGCUAACCCCGACGUCAAAAGAGAGGUCGACCGCAUGGUGGAGGAGGAGUUGCGACGCAGCGCAAAAAAGCCCGCCGAUUUCCUCAAAGACUUGCCUCCACUUCCCAAGCCCAAUUUCCAGGAUCAUCCGAUGUUAGCUAGAGAGUACGACCGCGUGAGAGCUUCCAGGCCUCCGGCGGUUAUUGAUUUUUCCAGAGACAAAGUAGAGACGCCGCCUUUGAAUAAAAUGAAUGAUGAAACUGCUUGGAGACUUGCUCUUCAGAAAGCUCAGUGCUCUUUGCAGCACCAAGUCGUCAGGUUAGAGAAUUUGGAGCUGAUUGACAAAUAUGGUCCUGACGCCUGGAUUCAGAACAACAAUCGAUUGCAAUUGGUUUUUUCAAGAAUGCAGAAAUUAGCUCAGGAACAAUUUCAAAAGAUUGAAACAGUGAAUCGUGAAAGGAAAUAUCACCAGCAAAACACUGCAUAUGAGCUUAAUGCUCUGUCUGCCCAAUGGAAGGAGCUGUGUCAGAAGAAUAUAGAAAUCCAUGCUGCAUGUGGUAAGCUUGAAAGUCAUCUGGAUGAAUUGAGGAGGGAAGCGGCAGAGAAGGGCUGGAACUUGGAAGCCAAUGCAGAAAAUGGUUCUCUGUUGAAUUCUGAAUGAGAUGUAUGCUUUUGCACCUAUUGGCAUUUGAUGCUACAACUCUGUUAUCUUGUUAUACGAUGCUAUGUAAUAUUCUUUUGCUUCGCAUUAUUCAGAAAUGAUGUAUUCCUUCAAUCCCUCUUUUGGGUUUCAAAUGUAACGUUGAAGAAUUAGUCACAGAUGUUGGGGUUUCAACGCAUUUGUGUGUUAUGAAAGGAGUUUGGUCUUUCUUUUCCCUUCUUUCCUUA
This is a messenger RNA of Prunus dulcis (almond), 1138 nucleotides long. RefSeq names its product pre-mRNA-splicing factor SPF27 homolog. The transcript has 6 exons. Bases 147 to 911 code for a protein of 254 amino acids. The record is from RefSeq and is a predicted model, not a curated record. Gene Ontology annotation, cellular component: catalytic step 2 spliceosome; precatalytic spliceosome; Prp19 complex. Lineage: Eukaryota; Viridiplantae; Streptophyta; Magnoliopsida; Rosales; Rosaceae. Gene Ontology annotation, biological process: mRNA processing.